GUUGAAAUACUGUACGUUGUUACAAAUGGAAAAUCUUAUCGUCCCUGUUCAUGAUUUUUGAAAAGAAUAUACUGCAAAUCAAUGGAGGGAAUGACUUAAUCAGCAAUUAACUCAACCAGCCAGGGUUCUCUACUCUCUGCGUUCUUCGACGACUUCGCCCAGAACAUUGAUAAACGCUUUAGUCAUCUACGAAUGAACGGCAAAGCGUCCGGCCGGGGAUUUCCUCCGAGCGAGAGGAAGACGGGUUCUCAUGAGGCGAUCGACGCGGUCACGCGUGACAUCGAACAAACGUCGCUUUCUGGGCAACGUACGAGCAUACGGCUGGAAAAUAGUUGGGCAAUCUGACAGCCCCCGUACACCCGACUGUUCGACGUCGCGAUCCUCCCUUUUCAUUUUCAUCGUCGAUCGACAGGGCGGACCGGGUUCCGACAAUGAGACAGUUUUGAGGCGAGACUCAUGGACAUUACUUGUAAGAGCAAAAAACGCAUCCUUCAAAUGGAGCGUGUUCUGAAAGCUGUACCGGCGGAUCUAAGAGUAAAAAUGGAGGCUCUUGUGCACGAUUUGACUUUGGCACUGGAGGAGAGCAGCAACAGUGCGAAUCUCAGGCGCAGAUGGGGCAUCAGGCGGAGGGCCCGCUCCACGGGGAAUAUUCCGGCUUUAAGCAUGAACAAACAUUCGGAUGACAGCUCAUCUUCCAUUUGCGAAAUUCGCAUUCCAAAGACUGCCAAUGUUACGAAAUAUCAGUCCGACAGCGACGACACCAAUCAGACAAAACGUUUCGCGCACUUUCCAAACUUGAAUAACGUCAGUAACAUUGAGAGCGAUUCGGUAAAUGAAAAUUUUGUGCCAAGAGCGAACACCAGACGCAAGAGGAAGUUCAAAAGAAUGGCGAUCGAUUCCGACUCUAACGCGUCCACUUCUCAAGCAGUAGCAAUUAUGUCGACUUCGACAUUCGGCGGAAAAAAACGUAUUUUUCGAAGCGAUUGCAAAAAUAGAUACAGCGCUAUAUGGUGUGGAAAACGUAAAAGAUCGUGUAGAGAGCGUUCAAUAGACUGUGAAAUGAGAGUGUCUAAACCAACUAAAAAUGCAAAGCCGAAAAAUCGCGAUAAAAUACAAGGCGAGGACACCGUGGACUGUUCUCGUAUAUCUAGUUCUAGCAUUUCGUCCAGCGACUCUGAAGCAGGUCUCAUUACCAACGAUGAAGAUAGAGAAGGAGAUGACGAACAGUCCGAUUGGAUCGGAGAGUCAAGUUGGCGAGACGACGGGGAAAGCACCAGCGACGACAAAGCCACGUCGGAUCCGACCUUCCAAAUGAUGCUGCACGGCGAGCAUUCGGUUGCGGAGGCCAAGAAAAACUACAGACAGAGAAUACAACGCAUUCGCGAGGGUCUGAGCGGUAGAGAGAUCCGUGCCGGGCGACGUCACGUUGACAACAAACCCGGUUACUCUAUCAUAACGUCGGCCAACGAAAAAGUCUCGCGAUUCCUACAAGAUCCCACACAGAGCGAGCUGAAGCUCCAUCCUAUGCGGCAACCCGAGCGAGAGAAGUUACGUCGACUCGCCAAUUUGUACAGUUUAAGCAUGAAGGGCGAUCAAGGUUGUCCGAUACUAUACAAAACGCGACAUACUACGCAAGCCGUGUGCGUAGACCAAGUGUCGUUGAACAGAUUCUCAGACUACAAGAGACUGCGUAAAACACCUCCAAAUUCGCCGAACUCAGAUUCUACGAUGCAAACCGAAGAACCUCAGAUUUCUAGCACGAGCUACAAUUCUCAAAUCAUAAAUCAGGUGCAAAAAAUUGGUUCUGUACAAGCAAAUGUACAAACAUUUUCUUCGUUCGAAUGGGAAAGCGAAAGUAUGGAUAUUGAAGUACAAGGAAGGCCAAAGUUUCCUGAUUUUGGACAUUCCAAAUCUAGUUAAAUGUAUACGUAUACAUAUUUAUUUAUCUUUUUUCUGAAUUAUAUGCGUAUAUGUAUAUGCACACAUAUAUGCAAGUUUUCUGUAUAAAAAAUUCUUAUGUUAUUAAAAUUCAAGAAUGUUAAUAUUCAUGAUAAUCACAUGAUGCAAAAGGAUUUUACAGGAAUUGUAAUAUAUAUAAGCAUUUUAUUGCAGCUUUUAAUUAAUAAAUUUAUAUAGUUAUUUGUAUGUUAUAAAUUAAUAUUGUAAAAAUUGUAAUAUUUAUAUGCAAAUGUUAUGAAACUGGGAAAAAUUAUAGUACAUCUAAAACUAA
Messenger RNA from Solenopsis invicta (red fire ant), 2230 nucleotides. RefSeq names its product G patch domain-containing protein 2-like. NCBI's taxonomy places the organism in Eukaryota, Metazoa, Arthropoda, Insecta, Hymenoptera, Formicidae. The transcript is spliced from 6 exons. The record is from RefSeq and is a predicted model, not a curated record. Bases 457 to 1920 code for a protein of 487 amino acids.